AUGGCACGCAAAUUCUUUGUCGGCGGCAACUUCAAGAUGAACCCGGGUAGCCUUGAGGCCAAGAAGGCCAUCGUCAACGUCCUCAACAAGGCUGAUGUCGAUCCCAACACCGAGGUCGUCAUUUCCCCGCCUGCGCUCUACCUCAUCCCCCUCGUCGACUUCCUCCGCAAGGACUUCAGCGUCUCAGCCCAGAACUGCCACGAGAAGCUUUCCGGCGCGUUCACUGGCGAGAUCAGUCCCACCCAGCUCGCCGAUGCCGGCGUCCCCUGGGUCAUCCUCGGCCACUCCGAGCGCCGCACCCUCUUCGGCGAGAACGAGAAGGGCGAAGUCCGCUCGAUCGUCGCCGCCAAGACCAAGGCCGCGCUCGACGCCGGGCUCAAGGUCAUCCUCUGCGUCGGCGAGAAGGAGGAGCAGCGCGAGGCGGGCAAGACCGACGAGGUCGUGCGCAGCCAGCUCGAGCCCGUGUUCGAGGUGCUCAAGGGGGACGAUGCCGCGUGGAGCAAGAUCGUGAUUGCGUACGAGCCCGUGUGGGCGAUUGGUACCGGCAAAGUCGCGAGCCCCAAGGACGCGCAGGAGACGCACGCAGCGACGCGCAAGUUCCUCGCCGAGCGUGUCUCGCCCGCCGUCGCGGAGUCCACGCGCAUCAUCUACGGUGGCAGUGUCUCCGCUAAGAACUGCAAGGAGCUCUCCACGCAACCCGACAUCGAUGGUUUCCUCGUUGGCGGCGCGUCGCUCAAGCCCGAGUUCGUCGAUAUCAUCAACUCCAAGAGGGCGUGA
Coniophora puteana RWD-64-598 SS2 is the source of this 777-nucleotide messenger RNA. Its product is annotated as triose phosphate isomerase. The transcript is spliced from 7 exons. Gene Ontology annotation, molecular function: triose-phosphate isomerase activity. Gene Ontology annotation, cellular component: cytosol. The record is from RefSeq and is a predicted model, not a curated record. Gene Ontology annotation, biological process: gluconeogenesis; glycolytic process; glyceraldehyde-3-phosphate biosynthetic process. Bases 1 to 777 code for a protein of 258 amino acids. NCBI's taxonomy places the organism in Eukaryota, Fungi, Basidiomycota, Agaricomycetes, Boletales, Coniophoraceae.